GAACGACCUUGACCCUUACUAUUAAAAAACAACAAGCAUUUGCAUCUGUUGGUGCCUAAAAUUGUUGGUCUAUUAGUCACUGUAUGCACAUGCAUGGAUAAUGAUCCUUGUUUGCAUUACAGAAAAUUACGUUUGCUUUUUUGAGUGACCAUGAAGGUGGUGACUGUGAUUGAUGUGACCACAGCGGGGGCCACCUCAGGGGCUGUGACUCCAGAUGCUAAAUCUAUCAACCCUAUCUCUCUGUUGAACACUAGAAAGAAGGCAUUGAGUGAUGUGGACAAAGCGUGUAAAAGCUGUGAUGCCUGCCUAGAGAACAUUGUUUUCCAAAAGCUGGACUUUGGAGAGACGGCAGUACUGGAUAUGUUCUACAACGCCGACGUGGUGGUUGUGGAUAUGACCAUAGCUACCCAGCAAUCCUCUCUCUUCUACCACAUUGGUGUGCGACAAAGCAUGAACAUGAAAAACAAUGUGGUCAUCGCUAACGAUAUUGAUCCAGAGGGUACUGUUUCACUAAGGCUGUCAACAGGCUCAGGUGUGUACUUCUUCCCCUACAUGCUGGACAGUAAUGGCACAUGUGUGGUGCAGGAUGGCUCCUCACUGCUCUACUCGGAGGCGUGUGUGCACCCAGAGAAUGGACCCUCCCUCUACAACAAAAUCAAGAAGGUCUUGAACGAGGUGGAUGAGGAAAAUGUGACUCACCUGAAGGAGAGAUUCCUGUCUGACCUGCGCAAGGCACGGGAGACCUUCAAGGGGGAAGAUCUAGUUAAGAUGCUGAAUGGCAUGAAGAGACGCCUGGACGACCCCCUGCUGCUCUCUGUGGAUGUCGUGGUCAACCUGCUCAUAUCCUUUAGGGAAAUACAGGACUACAAUGCCAUGGUGAAGUUAGUGGAAGACCUGGAGGUGAUCCCAAACAACAAGAUUACCAGCACAGUGGCUGUACAGUACCAUUAUUCAUUCGCCCUCAAUAGGAGAAACAAGAAUGGUGACAGAGAUAAGGCUUUACAAGUCAUCCUUAAGGUGAUCAGCCAAUCAGAGAAUGCAGUGCCUGACCACUUGUGCCUUGCUGGUAGGAUUUACAAGGACAAGUUUGUGGAGAGUGAUUAUGAAGACAGAGAGGCACUUCAGGAGGCUAUUAAGUGGUACAAAAAGGGGUUUGAAAUUCAGCCUAACGAGUAUGCAGGCAUCAAUCUGGCAACGCUGAUGGUGAUAUCGGGCAAGGAGUUCAGCACCUGCAAUGAACUCAAGAGGAUUGGCCUAAAGCUGAACAACCUGAUCGGCAAGAAGGGCAGUCUGCAGAACCUGACCAACUACUGGGAUGUGGCCACAUUCUUUGAGAUCUCAGUGCUAGCCCAGGACUAUGGGAAGGCCAUUCAGGCUGCAGAGGUCAUGUUCAGACUUGAACCACCCUAUUGGUACCUGAAGUCAACCCUGGAUAACAUCCAUUUGAUAAUCAAGUUCCGCAGGCAGAUAGUGGACACUAAUGAAUCCAGUCUAUUCAACUUUUGGAUGGAGUUCUUCCAGGAGGCAACAAAGACUGAGGUCUCCCCACAGUGGUACCCGGUUCUCAUACUGGAGCCUACUAAGGUGUUUGUUCCAAGCUAUCUUCAGGUCAAUCAAGAUGAAGACAGCAAGAAUGUUCAUGUGUACAAUGUGUGCAAAACAGACAAGCUGCAGCAUGAGUGGUUCUUCUCUGCCUCCCAGCUCAAGGGAGUCAGUCUGUACAAGAGAGACAACAGAGCAGUCUUCCUUUAUGUCACGGAGAACUCUGAUGACUUCCACAUAUUCUUCUCAUCAGAAAUGCAGCGACAAAUGUUUUAUGAGGACAUGUGUCAGCUGAUCAAGGACAAUCAGCGUGGAUUCCAAGCUGAGCUAGAAGAGAUGGACAAUAUUGAGUAUGAAUAUGAAACAGAUGAGAAGGGAAACCCUAUCAUCCUUGGUCGUGGUUCCUACGGAGUCGUCUACGCUGCUCGUGAUAAGCGCACGCAGGUCAAGGUUGCUGUGAAAGAAGUGCCAGAGAAAUAUCAGGAGGAGGUUCAGCCUCUGCAUGAGGAGAUCAAGCUACACUCGCGUCUCAGCCACAAGAACAUUGUCAAGUACCUGGGCUCCAUCAGUGAGGGAGGCUUCUUCAAGAUCUUCAUGGAACAAGUACCUGGAGGGAGUUUGUCCCAGCUUCUGAGUUCCAAGUGGGGCCCUUUGCUCAACAAUGAACCAACAAUUGCCUUCUAUACCAAGCAGAUUCUUGAGGGCCUGAUGUAUCUGCAUGAGAACAGGAUUGUGCACCGAGACAUCAAAGGGGAUAAUGUUCUUGUGAACACCUACAGUGGGGUGCUCAAGAUAUCAGACUUUGGCACCUCCAAACGGCUGGCUGGGAUCAACCCAUGUGCAGAAACAUUUGCAGGUACCAUGCAGUACAUGGCCCCUGAGGUUAUUGACAGAGGCAUGAGAGGAUAUGGGCCACCAGCUGACAUUUGGUCAUUAGGUUGCACUGUGAUAGAAAUGGCUACUGGAAAACCUCCAUUUAUAGAGCUGGGUAGUCCUGAGGCGGCCAUGUUCAAGGUGGGCUUCUACAAGAUCCAUCCUGAGAUCCCAGACAGCCUGUCUGAGGCCGCCAAGGACUUCCUGUUGAAAUGCUUCCACAAGGACCCGAAGCAGCGUCCAACAGCAGCCAAGUUGCUAGAGGAGCCCUUCAUUGUAGAGACUCUGGCGCCCAGAAAGAAGAAAAAGAAGAUGACCGAAGUGGAGUUCUUGCGCAGCACAUCAGUGCCUGUGGGUGUGAUGAUGAGGGGACAGCAGUCAACAGCCACCAUCAAACUGAAGCUGCCGCAGAAACACCAAAAGCACCAGAGCCCCAGUACAGUUACUGUGAUGCCACGCAAUGCCAUGGGCUUCUCAGGGAGUGUGGAGAACAUUCUGGAUGGAUUGGACACAGUGCAGGAAGAGCGCACAUCAACGCCCGGUCAUAAACGAUCAAAAAGUUCGCACACAUUUAGCGGGCUUGACCUAACUGCCAGGUUCAUGCCGUUUCGUAAACGAGCCGAGUCAGACGGAACUGCUGUUGGUACAGAAAGGAUCCUGCAAAGAGGGGUUGUACAGGACCAGGCGGACCACAACUCUCGCAGGUAUUUCCUCUCCCACCCACCCUCUUGUAUGCAUGAGUAUUGUAGGCUGGUGCUCAAUAAGUAGUGGGGUGUUCUUGUGCAACUUCCAUUGACAUUUGAAUUGUACAUAGUGUA
Molecule: messenger RNA, 3233 nt
Organism: Dreissena polymorpha
Lineage: Eukaryota; Metazoa; Mollusca; Bivalvia; Myida; Dreissenidae
Product: mitogen-activated protein kinase kinase kinase 15-like
Exons: 29
Coding region: 151-3183 (1010 amino acids)
Biological process (GO): MAPK cascade; protein phosphorylation
Molecular function (GO): protein kinase activity; ATP binding
Source: RefSeq, a predicted model, not a curated record